This is a messenger RNA of Bicyclus anynana (squinting bush brown), 829 nucleotides long. RefSeq names its product eukaryotic translation initiation factor 3 subunit K (gene eIF3k). The coding region runs from base 109 to 753 and encodes 214 amino acids. Gene Ontology annotation, biological process: regulation of translational initiation. Lineage: Eukaryota; Metazoa; Arthropoda; Insecta; Lepidoptera; Nymphalidae. The transcript has 3 exons. Gene Ontology annotation, cellular component: eukaryotic translation initiation factor 3 complex; cytoplasm. Gene Ontology annotation, molecular function: translation initiation factor activity; ribosome binding. The record is from RefSeq and is a predicted model, not a curated record.
UCAUUGAAGUUUGAAAAACACGCGUGUGUGACUGUGUGAUUUUUUUUACAUUUUUGUGUAAAAAAACUUGUGUAAAUCUUAUAAAUUAAAAAAUAUCUAUCUUUAAAAAUGGCAGAAACAAUGCGACAAACAGUUGCAACCAUUUUAAAAAGUAUCGAAAGAUAUAACCCAGCUAAUCUGCAAACCUUAGAGCGAUACGUGGAAAUGCAAUCGAGGGAGAACACCUAUGAUUUGGAAGCUAAUUUGGCUGUUCUAAAGCUGUAUCAGUUUAAUCCUGAGAAGUUUAACCCUGAUAUUACUUGUCAAAUACUUUUGAAAGCGCUAACGAAUUUCCCACAUACUGAUUUUACACUGUGCAAGUGUUUACUUCUGGAGUCUGUAGUAGAGAAUGAAACAAUUUCUCAAAUUAAAUAUUUGGCGGAUAUCCUAGAGCAAUGUGACUUUGCUCAAUUCUGGAAUAGAGUGCACCAAAUGCCUGAGCUGUGCAAUCGCAUUAGCAGCUUCCACGACUCCAUCCGCAAGUUUGUUUGUCACGUCGUGGGCAUCACUUUCCAGACCAUAGAGAAAAAUAAUCUUGCUAACCUUCUGGGUGGAAUUGAUGAUGUGACCCUAAAACACUGGGUGAAAAAAUAUGGAUGGAAGGAUGAAGGCAACCUGAUCUACAUCGCCACACAGGACGAAAACAUCAAGACUAAGAACAUCACAGAGAAGAUAGAAUUUGAACAUUUAGCUCCUCUGAUGGCAAUCCUGUAAGAUUUUUAUGUACUAAUCAUUAUUCUUUUACAGUAAUGAUCCUUAAUAAAACGGAAUAAAAGAGAAAUGAAUAAAA